This is a messenger RNA of Fusarium redolens, 1524 nucleotides long. RefSeq lists its product as uncharacterized. Bases 1 to 1524 code for a protein of 507 amino acids. Lineage: Eukaryota; Fungi; Ascomycota; Sordariomycetes; Hypocreales; Nectriaceae. The transcript is spliced from 3 exons. The record is from RefSeq and is a predicted model, not a curated record.
AUGGCAAGACAUCACCAUCAUCACGAGGAUCAGCACGAUGCUUCUCAACCGGACACGCCUACUAUAAGAGUCCGUCCGCGACAUUCUGAAGAUGAGAUACCUGGAGCAAAUGAUGGGCAGCGUACUGAAGCAGAAACAGUCGUAGUUGAUGAGUUGCCGCAAACCGGCUUAGUUGUCUUUGACGACUGUGUCAGUUUGCUUCAUGUUAAUAGUCUGCCUGAAAGAGCGCUGAAUCGAUGGCGUGAGGAAGAACAGCAGCACCAGCAACAUGUCCAAGAAGAGGGAGACAGUCAGCCCCAACGUCGAAGCGAAAUCCCACCACAAAUCUACGACGGCUCAGCUCCCAUCUCCUCCAGCCCCGAACUAACCCAAGUCCAACGAGCAUGUAUCGUCGCGUCGAACGGCUUCUACGUCGUCAACUGCGACACAUCAGGGCCUCAGAUAAAUAUCUGCUGGCGCGUCCCCGGCCCACGAAACAUAUGGCUCGCGAGACUUCCGGUUAGCCAAGACGGGAGGAACGCGGAGCCCCAGCCUUCGAUAUAUCCGGGUUUCACGCUGUCUUGCUUUAAGAGGGGACCGCAGGGGGGUGAGAGUGCGUGGUCGAUUAUCAUUGCUGGUUCGCGUGUUCAUGCGGAGGAGGGGAUUGGGCGUGGGGAGGGGGAGUUGGUUUUUGGUGAGCCGAGUAGUGCGGAGAGUUUGGCUGCUUUUGGGAGGGCUGUUGGGAUUGAGGUUCUGCAGAUCUGUUGGAACGUACCCCUCUCCCCCAAUAAUGUUACUGCCAAACCACAUACACACAGACAAAUCUUGAACAUCAACACCAUCGGCCUCGCGACUAUGGACACCUGCCAGCAGAGUGGCACGAGGUCUGCCCUCAACGAAGAGCAUCACGUUCAAGCGCUGAAUUUCCGUAAGCGCGCCGAGGCUUCUGAGCAGAGUAUUGAUGCGCAGAAUGAGACUCACGCUCCCUCCAACGAUAAGGCUUCUCAAGAUGGCACCCCUCAGUGUAACAAUCCUCAGAGCGACACACGCCAGGACAAUGCAAGCCAUGCAGACGCCUCCAACUUCAAAGACUGGCGUCCCCCUGUGGCAUCUUACAGCCUCCUACGUAUCCUCCCAACGGUUGAAAUUCAUGCCAAUUCAACACUCUUGAUCCGCAACCCCCGCGAAAACGGCCCUCAGACGGAUAUUUGCGCGCGAAUACCUGGCUACCUCAACCACUGGGCCGCACGAAUCAGCUGCAACGAUAGUCUGUACGAUUUUCACGAUUGGGUCGUCGGAAACUCAGGAGAGGAGUCUCCCGAGGUAUGGAUGUACGUAUCGACCAAUCCCGACACGUUCAUCAACAUCAACGACAUUCACCUUUUGUCACUGUAUGAGUCUGUGAGUAUUGUCGCUCUCACCAACCCGGGACAUCCUCUACCAUCGGGCUGGACUAAAGUUACAUCGGGAUGGCUGUCAGUUUGUCCGCUUCUGCCUGGCCUUCGUGAUGUCCAGGGUCCUGAGGGAGCGAAAUGGCUGGUCUGA